AAAGAGAAAGAGGUACAUCUGCCUCUUCCUCCAACUUCUUCUUCUUCUUCUAGUGGCUCACACACCCAUCUCUCUCUCUCUCUCUCUCUCUCUCUCUCUCUCUCUCUCUCUCUCUCUCUCUCUCUCUCUCUCUCUCUCUCUCUCUCUCUCUCUCUCUCUCUCUCUCUUACAUAUUCAUAUAACAAGUUUGUGCUAAUGCAUGGCACUUUUAUAAAGAGAAAAGUUCAAAGAAAGAAAGAAAGAAAAUCCCUUUUUAACACUUGUUAUGAUGAUCAUCAUCAUCAUCAUAUGAAUGUUGUUGUUGUUGAGAAUACCAAAACAAAGAAAAGAUCACAACUUUUGAUCUAAAUGGGCUCUCUUCUAAAAAGGGUGUUUGAUAAAAUUACUGGUUUUGCUACCAAUUCAUGGAGAAGAAGUACAAUCAUAACACCUCGUGGUAGAAGAGUUUUUCAUAGAGACGUUGAAAGAGAAGAGUUUCAAUAUGCAAAUACAUAUUGUCUUUCUUCAUAUUAUAGUGUCUUUGUUGCUCGUCUUGCCAUUAUGGUUAUGUUAGCUAUUUUGAUUGGUCUUUUGACCAUUUUGACAUGGCAUUUUACAAGGAUUUACACUGCAAAAUCACUUAGUAAUUUGGCUUAUGGUCUUCGCCAUGAACUUCUUCAACGCCCCAUUUUGAGGAUGUGGAACAUUUUGAAUUCCACGGCGGAAAUCACAACUGCUCAGGUUAAACUCUCUGAGUAUGUCAUCAAACGUUAUAGCAACCCUACUACUCAAGCUGAACAAGUUGAGCUUUAUGAAUCAAUGAGGGAUGUGACAUGGGCGUUAUUUGCAAGCAGAAAAGCUCUAAAUGCAAUCACAAUAAACUACCGAAAUGGUUUUGUUCAAGCCUUUCAUAGAGAUCACAGAAGCAACAACACAUUCUACAUUUACUCUGAUCUUUCAAACUACUCAAUAAGUGCUGGACAAAACUAUGAUGCUUCCCAAAUGCUUUCAUCACACCAAGUAUGGAAUGAUCAAUCCAUACAUGGCAAUUUCUCAGCCAUAUGGUACAAAGAGCCACUCGAUCCAAUCACAGGCGAUAAGUUGGGAAAAGCUAGGCCUAUCCCACCAGAGGAUUUGAUCAAUAUCGCCGGUCUUUCACAAGUUCCCGAUGGUGUAGCAACAUGGCAUGUUGCAGUGAGCAAAUACUCAGGUUCCCCUAUGCUUUCAGCAGCAUUGCCUGUUAUGGAUGCUGCUAAUAAGAGCAUAGUCGCCGUUGUUGGUGUUACCACCGCCUUGUAUAGCGUUGGACAACUUAUGAAAGAGCUUGUUGAGUUUCAUAGUGGCCAUAUUUACUUAACAUCACAAGAAGGUUACUUGCUUUCAACUUCAACUAAUGCUCCUCUCUUGAGAAACACAACAAAAGGGCCUAAACUUAUGAUGGCUGUCGAUUCUGAGGACGAGGUUAUUCGAAUGGGGGCAACUUGGUUACAAAGAAAAUAUGGGAAUGAGUUUCCUCCUAGUCAUGAAGUUCAUAUUGAGAAUGCUCAGCUUGGUAAUCAGCAAUAUUACAUUGACUCAUUUUUCCUAAAACUAAAGAGACUUCCUCUGGUGGGUGUUAUAAUUAUUCCAAGAAAGUAUAUAAUGGGAAAGGUGGAUGAGAGAGCUUUGAAAACAUUGGUUAUAUUGAUAUCUGCAUCAUUGUGUAUUUUAGUGAUUGGAUGCAUUUGUAUUUUUAUACUUACUAAUGGAGUAUCUAAAGAAAUGAAACUUAGAGCUGAACUCAUUAGUCAUCUUGAUGCAAGAAGAAGAGCAGAAGCUUCUAGCAACUACAAAAGCCAAUUCCUAGCGAAUAUGAGUCAUGAAUUGAGGACACCAAUGGCUGCAGUUAUUGGAUUAUUGGACAUUCUAAUAUGUGAUGAUUGCCUCACAAAUGAACAAUAUGCUACAGUUACACAGAUCAGAAAAUGCUCAACAGCUUUGCUUAGGCUUCUUAACAACAUAUUAGAUCUCAGCAAAGUUGAAUCUGGAAAACUUGUGUUGGAAGAAGCUGAAUUUGACUUGGGAAGAGAGCUUGAAGGGCUUGUUGAUAUGUUCUCAGUUCAAUGCAUAAACCACAAUGUGGAGACUGUCUUAGAUCUUUCUGAUGACAUGCCAAGAUUAGUUCAAGGGGACUCUGCAAGAGUUGUACAAAUAUUUGCAAAUCUAAUCAGCAAUUCAAUCAAAUUCACUACAUCGGGACAUGUCAUACUUAGAGGGUGGUGUCAAAAUUUCAAUACCUUUAAUAGCACAGGGAGUAAGUUCCCUCAUGAACAUAAGAAACAAAGAUGUGCACACAAGAUGAAACUAAGGCAUCAAGGUCAUCAUGCAAGGGAAACACCUAAGAAAGACAACAAAAAGAUUCUUUGGUUUGAGGUCGACGACACUGGCUGCGGGAUUGAUACAAGUAAAUGGGAGUCUGUUUUCGAAAGUUUCGAGCAAGCAGAUCCCUCUACUACUAGAACGCAUGGUGGUACUGGUCUUGGACUCUGCAUUGUAAGGACUUUGGUCAAUAAAAUGGGUGGUGAAAUCAAGGUUGUAAAGAAAAACAGUCCUGGAACUCUAAUGCAGCUUUACUUGGUUCUCAAUACACCAGCAGAUAGCAUAGAACAACAUUGUCAAAUCGAUUUCGCAAAGCAUGGCUUGGUGGUGUUGCUUGCACUAAAUGGAAGCAUGGGAAGAUUGAUCAUGUCACAAUGGUUGAGAAAAAAUGGAGUGUUCAACAUAGAAGUAUCUGAUUGGAAUGAACUCACACAAAUUCUCAAGGAACUUUUUCAAGGAAGUAACUCAGUUCGAAAUAAAGGUUUCGAAACACAGUUUUCGCUGAAUGAUAACUUGAGAGCUGAGUUGCUUAAUGUUUAUGAAAUGAGAAAUCCAUAUUUUCUUAUGGUUGUGGACAUAGCUGUUCUUGAUUUGAGCACUGAUAUAUGGAAAGAACAGCUUAACUUUCUUGAUAAGUACCAUGGUAAGGCGAAAUUCGCUUGGAUGCUAAAUCAUGACACAUCAAACCCGAUUAAGAUGGAGCUUAGGAGAAAAGGUCAUGUGUUAAUGGUUAACAAACCUCUUUACAAGGCGAAAAUGGUUCAGAUUCUUGAGGCUGUUAUAAAGGAGAAAAAUCUUGAGCAGCAUCAGCAUCAGAAGAGAAGUAGUAGCACAAGUGUUAUGAGAAGUAAUAACGGGAAAGAAGGCGAUUUGCACGAGUGUCUUGAGAUUGAUUCAACUCAGUUUGAGAGUGCUAGUAGUGAUGAAUCUGAUAUCUCUGAUUUGGGUCAAUCUACAUUUCAAAUGGAAGAAAAUCAAAGGGAGAAAAUGACUAAACUUCAAUCUUCUAAAUACCAAGGUGUUAAAAAUUGCUUAGUUGAAUUAACUCAUGUGUACCAAGAUGAAAACAACAUGAGAAAGAAAGAUCAUCAUCAUCAACAUUAUCAUCAUCAAGAACAGAUUGGAAGCAAUAACAACACAAAACCCGAAUCAAGAAACUCGAUAUCUGCAUCACAACAACAGCUCAUUGCUCCUCCUAAAGAACAAGGACAUUGUUUUGGAGCUAAAGCUAUGAAUGACAAUAAAUCUCUUGAAGGUCUAAGGAUAUUGAUCGCUGAAGACACACCGGUUCUCCAAAGAGUGGCAACCAUAAUGCUCGAGAAAAUGGGGGCGAUGGUGACCGCGGUUGGUGAUGGAUUACAAGCAGUAGAGGCUUUAUAUUGCUCACUCAAUGCAGAAGAAGAUGCCUGCACAAGCUCACAAGACGAAAAAUCGAAUCCCCCUCCAUUCGACUUGAUUCUAAUGGAUUGUCAGAUGCCAAAGAUGGAUGGUUAUGAAGCAACAAAAGCAAUAAGAAAAUCAGAAGAAGGAAGUAGUUUACAUAUUCCUAUUGUGGCUUUAACAGCUCAUGCAAUGUCAUCUGAUGAAACCAAGUGUUUGGAGGUGGGAAUGGAUGCUUAUCUAACUAAGCCUAUUGACUAUAAGUUAAUGGUUUCAACCAUUCUUUCACUCACUAAAACAAAAUCACUCUAACUAUCCAAAAACAAAGUCAAAGACAGAGUUGGUUAGCUAAUAAGUUUGCUUUCUCAUCUCAUUCUCAUGUAAAAUUUAUAUAAAUAUAUAUAUAGAUAAGGUUACUA
Molecule: messenger RNA, 4136 nt
Organism: Cannabis sativa
Lineage: Eukaryota; Viridiplantae; Streptophyta; Magnoliopsida; Rosales; Cannabaceae
Product: histidine kinase 1
Exons: 13
Coding region: 349-4029 (1226 amino acids)
Biological process (GO): phosphorelay signal transduction system; phosphorylation
Molecular function (GO): phosphorelay sensor kinase activity
Source: RefSeq, a predicted model, not a curated record